This is a messenger RNA of Erigeron canadensis, 1528 nucleotides long. RefSeq names its product O-fucosyltransferase 23. The transcript has a single exon. The record is from RefSeq and is a predicted model, not a curated record. Lineage: Eukaryota; Viridiplantae; Streptophyta; Magnoliopsida; Asterales; Asteraceae. The coding region runs from base 9 to 1310 and encodes 433 amino acids. Gene Ontology annotation, biological process: pollen-pistil interaction.
GAAGUGAAAUGAUAUGGGUAUUUAAGUUUAGUACUUUCAAAGACUUGUUAAAGUUGAAAUAUAUGAGAUUAUAUAAGUUUCAUGUGAAUUAUUUGGUUUCCAAAUGUUUAUUUAUGCUUGUUAUAGUUUUGAUCAUAAAAACUAUAUUACUUCCCAACUUAUUCACCCUUGAUGGAUCCAAAAACUACGAAAUGGCCCUUUUGAAACCGGAAAAUGUAAGAAAGAAGUUCUUAGAGGUGCCACAAAUUGUAUGGGGGUUAAAUAAUCAGAAGAUUGCUUUUGCAAGAGCUUGUUUAACUGCAAGGAUGUUAAAUAGAUCCCUUUUAAUGCCUAGUUUAAGUGCAUCUUUAUUUUACAAAGAAAUCGAUAAAUUAGAGCCUAUUUCGUUUGAUAAGGUUUUCGACUAUGAGAAGUUUAAUUCUCUUUGUGAUGGUUUUGUGCAUUUGAGUCAAUAUUCUAAUGUUAGGAAUCAAAGUGAUGUAUUUGAGCUUCAAAAAGGGAGUGGUAGGAGAUGGACUAUUGAAAAAGAUUUUGAUCAAUUGAAAGAGUUUAGUAAAGAAGAUUACGAUUUAUAUGAGACUAUUCGUGUAGUUGGGAAGAAUCCGUUUCUAUGGCAUGAUCAUUGGCCGGUUAGCGAUUAUGCUAAGGUGUUUGAAUGUUUAGUAUUAGUAGGCGAAAUUUCUCAAGAAGCGAAUAAGGUUGUGUCAAAGAUUAGAGAGUUUGGAAAUGAAGUAAAUAGUGUUACAUCCUAUCAAACACCAUAUGUUGCAAUUCAUAUGAGAAUUGAGAAAGAUUGGAUGAUACAUUGUAAAAAGCGUGAACAAAGAUCAAACUUAUCCGACAUUUGUAGUAGUAAAGAGGAAAUCAUAACUAGAGUGGCAAAUAUUGCAGCCCUAAGACCGCCAACAGUUCUUUACCUAGCCGUGGCUAAUGAACUUCUUGAAGGAAAUUCCGUUUUAAAUGGUUGGAAAGAAGGUAUGCAUCCGGUUGAUAAGAAAGGACUAGGUGUAGUCGAUAUAUACAAGCAACAUCCGUAUCUAAUCCAAGCAGCAAUAGACUAUGAAGUUUGCUUGAGGGCGGAUGUGUUUGUGGGCAAUAGUUAUUCCACAUUUUCUAGUCUUUUGGUCCUCGAGAGAUCACAAAAGAUGAUCAAAUCGGGCAUUUCUAAUGCGUGUGGGAUCGAAGGAAGGUGGCCUUCGUAUGCUUAUAACUUAGAAGGGGAAUCCAGUGGUCCGCGACCAUGGAUGACAAAUUUUUCGGAUUCAAGUUUACAAGCAAUUAGUUAUGGUUCGAAUAGUGUCUCUUGUUGAGUGUUAUUUUUUUUUUCUUAUAAUCAAAGUGGCCACAUUCACACAAUCACACAUACUUCCACUCAAAAAUAUUAGUUCACUCGAAUUCUUUUAGUCCUGUUCAAAUAUUCAUUUUUGUUAAUAUGUUAGCUUGUAAAAGAACCCUAUUCAUUGAGUACUUUAUGUUAUUAUCCAAUUUGUAAAUCAAAUGCAAAUUUCCAUGUUCUUUUGUUUUGAAA